Molecule: messenger RNA, 2256 nt
Organism: Corylus avellana
Lineage: Eukaryota; Viridiplantae; Streptophyta; Magnoliopsida; Fagales; Betulaceae
Product: squamosa promoter-binding-like protein 12
Cellular component (GO): nucleus
Molecular function (GO): DNA binding
Source: RefSeq, a predicted model, not a curated record
UUAAAUCUUGAUUCUGAUUGAGUAGGACUUCUUUAUUGAUUCUAGCUCGGAAUGACAGUUACAGUUUUAGUUUGGAUAUUCUAAAUUGCUACCCUUUUACUGUAUUGGUUUUGACUUUUUAUGGUGUGUGAGUAGGAUUCUGUUGUGUGGCUUGGAAGGGUCUGGAGAGCAUAGUGUUUGAGUGGUGACUUUGUGGGUAAUGGGUUGGCAGAACCAUUGUGAUGAGAUGUGCUUGACAGUUUUGUCUUGGCCAGAAUGGGAAGGAGAAAGAUCCACAUGGAGGCCUCUGACAGAUUGAAUUUCACUUGUUUGUUUGGUGGGGAGGGAGAUUAGGAAUUUAAUGGGACAAAGGCACUGAAAGUAGCAUAUUCAAUGGGACGGCAACUGUUCUUGUUUGGUUACUUCAUUUUUUGGUUUUUACUUUAUUCUAUGGGUCUCUUCUAGACUCGGGGAUCAGAGGUUCUUAUCUGGUCUGUUUGAAGGGAACAACAGAGAAAUUUGCUACCUACUCUUAGAUGUUGAUGCUCAAGGAGAGGGGAAGGGAGAAACGUCGCAAUUCCAAGAUUUGAGUUGAAGGAUCCAGCAUUCGAAAGAGAGAGUUUUAUGCACAUUGAAUCUAGAACAGAUUGUGAAUUUCGCACAGGUCUUGUUCUGAGAUGGACUGGAACUCGAAAACUACCUCGGAGUGGGACUGGGAGAAAUUAGCAGGGUUCAGUUCUAAGUCAAUUGAUAUUCCAGAAUUGGUACAACCAUCAAAUCAUGAGAUUGAAGGAGAUGGAGGGGUCGAUAAUGGAUCUGUAUAUUCAUCUGGAGGUGGUGGUGGUUUCUCAAGUUCAGAUUUGGGGCAUGGUUCUUCAUCUAGGAGCUCCAUCUCUGCUUCAGCCGAUUCAUCUUCCAAGGAGGGAAGUAAGAGAUAUGGGAUUGUUGAUGGAUUCCCUAAAGAUUUUACUGAGAAAAAAGAAUGGUCCAGGGUGGACAGUACUGAGAAUUAUCCAUCUCUGGGGGCUUCUGUCAGCUCAGGUGAACCAAUAAUUGGUUUGAAGCUUGGCAAACGAACUUAUUUUGAAGACUUGUGUGCGGCAAGCACCACUAAGACAUCAACUAUACCUGUGGUUCCUACAUCCUCAGCUGUUCCCACAAAGAGGUCUAGGGCAUCUUAUCAGAGCACUCAAACCCCACGUUGCCAAGUUGAAGGAUGCAACCUUGACCUAAAGUCAGCUAAAGAUUACCAUCGCAGGCAUAGAAUCUGUGAAUGCCACUCAAAAAGCCCAAAAGUCAUUGUUGCUGGAAUGGAGCGUCGGUUUUGCCAACAGUGCAGCAGGUUCCAUGAACUGUCAGAGUUUGAUGAUAAGAAGAGAAGCUGUCGUAGGCGUCUCUCUGAUCACAAUGCACGGCGACGUAGGCCACAGACGGAGGCAAUCCAGUUUGAUUCUUCUAGACUGUCUUCAUCAUUAUAUGAUGGGAGACAGCAGAUGAAUCUUGUGUUGAAUAGGGUUCCAUUGUCAACUGCAAAUCCAACGUGGUCAAGUGCAUGCAGCUAUAAUAAAGUUACACAUGCCGAAGAUUCUGUAGCUAGACCUACAAAAACCGGCGGCAUUGAUAGGCAGCUGAAAUUGCUCUCAGAUGAGAUGCCAGGUGCUCCUUCUAUGCUACAAACAGAUUCAAUCAAGAUGUUGUCUUUUGAAGGCAGUACGCCUCGAGUCCUUAGUCAAGGCUUAGAGGCAUCUUCAUUUGCGGCUAAUGUUGAUGUAGCACCAGAUGUUCGGCGUGCUCUCUCUCUUCUGUCAACGAAUUCAUGGGGUCUGAAUGACUCUGAAGCCAAUGCUCUAGACCAACUCAUGCAUGUAAAUCGAACCAGCAUGGCCCAGCCAGUAGUCCAUGCAGAACUGCAAAACUGGGAACUUUCUUCGUCAGGACACGAGCAGGUCGAGCAACCACCGCCCGAGUCCCGUGUGCAUUCACUAAAUCAACAUAACAAUGCUGGCAUUCAUUUCCAGGAAUUUCAGUUGUUUAAGUCACCUUAUGAGUCUGGCUGCUUUUAUUCCAAUCAAAUCAACUGAUUAUUGGAAACUAGCAUUUCAUGUGAAACCACUGCAAGGCCAGUGGAGCCAUCACUUUUGUAUACAAUUCAUGUUAGUUCUGGUUGUCAGAAUACGGUUAAUGGUUAUGCCCUAUCUUUGAACUUGUUGGGCCUCAUAAUAUCAUGAAUUUCCUUCCUCCCAAAUAUGAUAGAUAAACAAAAGAUUUUCGUUUCAA